Molecule: messenger RNA, 2538 nt
Organism: Salpingoeca rosetta
Lineage: Eukaryota; Choanoflagellata; Craspedida; Salpingoecidae
Exons: 13
Coding region: 23-2284 (753 amino acids)
Biological process (GO): transcription-coupled nucleotide-excision repair; response to UV
Cellular component (GO): chromosome
Molecular function (GO): RNA polymerase II complex binding
Source: RefSeq, a predicted model, not a curated record
UCCAGUCGUGCGUGCAAGCGCCAUGGACAUCAUCAACACGCUCUUCAUGCGCUCUGCACAGUUUCGAAGCCUUACCUUGCCCCAUCUCCGCCGCAUCCUUGAUCAGACCAUCACAUGCUGUCCUUCGAAGAAGUCGUCGCGCGAGCAGCGGGAACUACGCACCGCGGCGCUUCGCAUCUUCAAAGGGUGGCUCGACCGGUUCCAGGAAAAGUUCACCCAGCUGCGGUUUGCUGCAACCUACCUCGAGCACACGUGCAACAUCAAGCUGGACCAGAUUGAGGCUGAGCCCUUUCGUCAGGCACAGCAACAACAGCAGCAGCAGCAACAGCAUGACACAGGCGCUGCAGCUUCUGAAGCCGACAUGCGCAGCCGUCAGCUGCAGGAGCUACAGGCGACCAUCACAGAGAGCCUGCCCCAGGUGGAGGACGCCGUGACCCAGCUUGAAAACUCCCUCAGCCUGUUGAAACAAGUGACGCGUGUUCGUGAGGAGGAGCACAAGAAGCAGCAACGACAACAGCAGCAUGAACGCCUGGCAAAGCAGCGGCAAGCCGCCAGUGCGUCCAAGACUCCACUCGACAUCUUCAACGACGACGACGACGACGACGACGACGACGACGACGAUGACGACGACGACAUGGCUCACGUGUCUGCUAUGGAUCUUAUUGGUGAUGACGAUGACGAUGACGAUGACGACGAUGAUGGUGAUGAUGAUGGCAGAAUACGGCAUACUGGGACAAGCUCAUUGGGCGCUGGGGGUGGAGACGGGCUGUCGUUUUCGCGUCACAUGGCAGCGCAGCGAUCUGCUCUGGGCAGUGAGUCUGCAGACGAGUGGGUGCGAUUGGCACGGUCUGGCGCCGGCACAUCGGCCACAUACGGCACAGAAGAAGCAAUUGUGGUGGAGCGCACAAGCGACACGAGCGCCGUUGUUGAUGCAGUUGAGGAGCAGGGCAAGCUGCUCCUGGUGCGAGACUUGCCGCACGUGCGCAGCUUGCUUGCCUCCGCCCUCCGAUUGAAUGCGCCGAACGACGUGACGCUGCCGCUGCUCGCCCUCAAGAAGCGCUUGGAGGAGACGCGUGCCCGCUUUGCCGCGUUUCGAUUCGUGAACUCGAAAGAACACGAUGCUGCGUCAGCGUCAUCAACGGCUCCAGCCGCUCAACCAUCGCCAUCAAGUGGCAAGCACGAGCCCGCAACAGCAGCAACAGCAACGACUGCAGCAACAACAUCAACAGCAACAACUGCAGCAAGCACAGUAGCGACAUCAAGGGCACAAACAACAGCAACAGCGUCACCUGCAAAUGCAGCAAAUGCAGCAAAUGCAGCAAAGGCAGCAAAGGCAGCAAAGGCAGCAGCGUCGCCACCGUCGCCUUCAUCGUCGCCUUCAUCGUCGCUGCCUCGCAAGGUGUACAAGCCGCGCAUCACAUCGAAAGCGAAUGAAACGAGCGCAAAGCAGACGCCCGCGUCCCCGCUGCGGCAGCGGACGUCGCAUCGGCAGAAGCGUCUCAGUCACGUUGUGGGCAGCACCGUGACGCCAACCGCGAAUGCCUUUCGUCAGGGCGACCGACCAACGCCUCAACCGGACGCAUCAGCCUCAGCAGCACGCGUUGGUAAUCAGACCAGUGUGAGUCGAGCGCCAAGGAAGCAACAACCUUCUCUUUCUGCCUCUUUUCCCUCCCGGUCUUCUUCUUCAUCCGCGUCUGCUUCUGCGACACGGCAAGCAACAACAACAGCAACAGCAACAGCAACAGCAACAACAACAGCAACAGCAAGAGCAAGAGCAACGGCAGCAACAGCCUCCUCGUCCUCCUCCUCCUCGUCCUCCUCCUCCUCAUCAUCAUCAGCGCGUGCAGCCGUGGUCCCAAGGCGAAGGUCUCGACGCAAGGAGGAUGAUGAUAAGGACAGCACCGACGAUGCCGUGUUCAUGCUAAAUAUGGCUGCUGCACAAAAUCUGCAUCGGGUGUGGGGCUCUGGCGGCGAUUCGGAAAUCAACAUCAACGUGUCGCGUCUCAUCUGUCGCGAUGAGCGCGAUCGCAUCGCCGCUCCCACACCGGUAUAUGAGACGUGUGGCGCUCCGUUGCCGGGACAAACGGAUGACGAGGGAAACCCUGUCCUUUGUCAGAUCAAAGUCAAGGUGCGCUGCCCGCUGCAUGGGCCUCUUGUGCCGCGUGAUCCUAAAACGGGCAAGAAGAUUUCUGGGGAUGGCAAGCGCGCUCGGGCAACGUCCUCGUCGCAGUCGCGGAAAAAGGCAAAAUCGGGGCGGCUUUUGAAAUUGCUGUCGAAGCAGUGACGGUCUAGCGGUUUGUGUUGUGGUGUCACACAGCAUGCAGCACCAUGACAGCACUCAUCAAUGCGUCCGAUCGUGUAUUGGGUUCGUAUAGCCACUGCAACGUGCCUAUUACACAUUCAUUUGAACUUACUGUUGAACAUACACACGUGAGCCAUGUACAGAGUCAAGGUAGUUGGCAUGUAGAAAUGAAACACACGAGUGGCGCUGUCGCCUUUUUGUAUCCGCAACAUCCAUUAAAAGUCCAGAGACCGCAA